UCCUCUGGGCGUCGGGACUCCCUUCGUCUUACCGGCCCCGCCCAGGCGGCUGCCCGUGACCUGCCUGGGCGCAGGGAACGGCAAGCCAGAAGGGGCAACACGAGUUCAGUUCGCCAUGGGGCUGUUUGGAAAAACGCAGGAGAAGCCGCCCAAAGAGCUGGUCAAUGAAUGGUCAUUGAAGAUAAGAAAGGAAAUGAGAGUUGUUGACAGGCAAAUAAGAGAUAUCCAAAGAGAAGAAGAAAAAGUGAAACGUUCUGUGAGAGAUGCUGCCAAGAAGGGUCAGAAGGAUGUCUGCGUGGUUCUGGCCAAGGAGCUGAUCCGGUCAAGGAAGGCUGUGAGCAAGCUCUAUGCCUCCAAAGCCCACAUGAACUCCGUGCUCAUGGGGAUGAAGAACCAGCUGGCGGUUUUGCGAGUGGCUGGUUCCCUGCAGAAGAGCACAGAAGUGAUGAAGGCCAUGCAGAGUCUUGUGAAGAUCCCAGAAAUCCAGGCCACCAUGCGAGAGCUAUCCAAAGAGAUGAUGAAGGCUGGGAUCAUAGAGGAGAUGUUAGAGGACACUUUUGAAAGCAUGGACGAUCAGGAAGAAAUGGAAGAAGCAGCAGAAAUGGAAAUUGACAAAAUUCUCUUCGAAAUUACAGCAGGGGCCUUGGGCAAAGCACCUAGUAAAGUGACUGAUGCCCUUCCAGAGCCUGAACCUCCAGGAGCAAUGGCGGCCACAGACGAGGAAGAGGAGGAGGAGGAGGAGGAGGCCCUGGAGGCCAUGCAGUCCCGGCUGGCCACGCUCCGCAGCUAGGGGCCACCCAGCUGGGCGCCCAGGCUCUUCUCCUGGCCCACCCACCUGGUGUGCGCACACUCCUCUGAAGCAGCCGCUGUUUUAUGUCUCUUGCACUACACCUCUGAAUGAGGCCUUGCGUUUGGGAGAAGGUCCUCUGCUAAUCUCUUUUCACUCUCUGCAGAGGUUUUGGGAUCUCAACGGGAUUGUUCUUGAGAGGUGGUGUAAUAAAUGCAUCAUUUUCAGGAGUAUAAACAGAAGCAUCUUUCUGGAGGGACAGCAAAGAAAUCUAUCUUCUUGCGAAACACUUCUGAGAAUAGAGUUGAUUGCCUGAAUGUUAAGGACUCUGUACAUUUUUUGGUCUGUAAAACACUAUAUAAAUGAAUUUUAAUAAACUUCUGCUUUAACAUUUGG
This is a messenger RNA of Equus quagga, 1183 nucleotides long. It is a transcript of the gene CHMP3, whose product is annotated as charged multivesicular body protein 3. Gene Ontology annotation, cellular component: multivesicular body; ESCRT III complex. Gene Ontology annotation, biological process: protein transport; endosome transport via multivesicular body sorting pathway; late endosome to vacuole transport. The transcript is spliced from 6 exons. The record is from RefSeq and is a predicted model, not a curated record. Lineage: Eukaryota; Metazoa; Chordata; Mammalia; Perissodactyla; Equidae. Bases 116 to 790 code for a protein of 224 amino acids.